CCGACGGGGGUGCGGCUCCAGGAAACGGCGCGCUCGCCGCUCAGCGCUCCAGCGACCCGACGCGCCCCAGACGACCCCGCCGAGGCGGCCAGAUCACCGGCGGGCCCCUGCGGCGGCCGCGGCGGAAAGAGCGGCCCCGGAUCCCGCGCCUCGGACCCCUCCGCACGGACGGGGCGGGCGGCGCGGAUAGGAUCCUGGAGGCCAUGGGGACCUGGGCCGGGCCAGCGGUCGCGGACUAGCGGGAGUCCCGGGUCUGAGGAGCGGGCGGCGGAGGCGGCGGGGCCAUGACCUCAGUGUGGAAGCGCUUGCAGCGCGUGGGCAAGCGGGCCGCCAAAUUCCAGUUUGUGGCCUGUUACCACGAGCUGGUGGUGGAGUGCACCAAGAAAUGGCAACCGGAUAAGCUGGUGGUAGUGUGGACCCGGCGGAACCGACGCAUCUGCUCCAAGGCCCAUAGCUGGCAGCCGGGCAUCCAGAACCCAUACCGGGGCACCGUGGUGUGGAUGGUACCUGAGAAUGUGGACAUCUCUGUAACCCUGUACCGGGACCCCCAUGUGGAUCAGUAUGAGGCCAAAGAGUGGACGUUCAUCAUUGAGAAUGAGUCCAAGGGGCAGCGGAAGGUGCUGGCCACGGCCGAGGUGGACCUGGCCCGCCACGCAGGGCCCGUGCCAACCCAGGUCCCGCUGCGGCUGCGGCUGAAGCCCAAGUCAGUGAAGGUGGUACAGGCCGAGCUAAGCCUCACUCUGUCCGGGGUGCUGCUGCGGGAGGGCCGUGCCACGGAUGAUGACAUGCAGAGCCUUGCGAGCCUCAUGAGCAUGAAACCUAGUGACGUGGGCAACUUGGAUGACUUUGCCGAGAGCGACGAGGAGGAGGCCAAUGGUCCAGGAGCCCUGGAGGCACGGGCACGUGUCCCCCAGCCAGGCCCAGGCAGUGCCCUGAGGCUGGGGCAUUUCCCAGAGACCCCUCGGGAGCUGAAGACACUUUGUGAGGAGGAGGAAGAGGGCCGACUGCGGCCUUGGCAGGCAGCUGCCAGCCCUUCUAGUGCUGAGGAUACCAGCCCAGCCUCUGUGAGUGCCCCUGCACCCCCAGCCAGGGCUUCACGGGGCCAGGGCUCAGAACCAGCUACUGUAGCAGGGGGCCAGGUAGGGCUCAAGGCCCCAAGGCCCCCUGGAACCCUGCCAGAGACAAGGUCCUCAAGACAGCCAGGCCAGGACGUGGCCCCCACUCCAGCCCCUCGGCUCCAGAAAGGCUCUGAUGCCCCUUGGCCCCCAGUCCACCAAGGAGAGGAUGAGGCCCCCAAAGCCUCCAGGGCUCCCCCAGCAGGAGUGGAUUCUGCUGUGGAGACCCAGGCUCGGGCAAGCCCUCAGGAAGGGACAGAGGCCCAGGGAGCUGGGCUGGGCCCAGGCAUUGAGAACAGAGACUCCAGCAACUCUUUGGAAGGGCAGAAACCCAAGGUUGAGGAGGGGCCCGCUGGAGACAGGGCAGAGGCUAGUGGGGUGGAUACUGGGCAUGGGCCAGGAGUCAGAGAGGUGAACAGUCAGAGGUCAGUGGUCAGACCUGGGGAGGUUGAAGAGAGUUUAGAGAUCGGUCACGUGGAUGUGGAGCAGAGGUCAAAGGUGAAACCUGUGGACACUAAGGGACCAGAGGCCACAGAAAUGACAUCUGAGGCAAGAUUCAAGGGGACUCCCGAGGCUCCUCCAAGGGGCUCUCAGGGGAGAAUAGGGGUCAAGACCAGGGAUGAAGCUCCCACAGUCUUGAGCCCAACGCCAGCAGAGCCUGAGUGGCAUUCCAGGCAUCUUGGUGACCAGGUGGCCAGGGCUGCUGCAGGCCAGGAGAGAGAGUGUGCAGAGGUGAGGGGCAGAGCCCCCGGUGUUGGGGGGACAGGCCUGGAGCAGGGGCCCUCUGCUGGAGCACCAAGCGCUGGGCCCCAGGUGAGCUGGUACGAGGGGCCCCUAACAGCAGCUGAACAAGGGGUGAUGUCCAGGGAUCUGAGGGCCUGGGAGGUAGAAACUGGGGAUUCGAGGGUCCUGGGGACAGAGCCUGGGGUGGCAGAGUCAGAGUUAUCGGGGACCCAGGAGAUCUCAGGGUCCCCAGAGAUAGUGUCUGAGGCAGCAGAAGCGAAGACCUUGGGGACCCAGGAGACAGAGGCAGUGAGAUCGGGGGUCCUGGAGUCAGAGACUGCUGAGAUGGCAGAGUCUGAGGAUCUAGAGAUCCAGAAAACAGGGACAAGCAUUUCAGGGGCCUCAGGGACAGAGGGUGGGACGGCAGAGUGUAAGGCACUGGGGAUCCAGGAAACAGAGGCUGGGGGCUCAGGAGUUCUGGGGACAGAGACUGGGAUGUCGGAAACUGAGAUGUUAGGGACCCAGGAGAUAUCUGGGUGCUCAGGGAUACAGAGAAAGGAAGCUGAGACAGCAGAGUCUGAAAUACUUGGGGCCCAGGACACAGAAGUGGGGUGUUCAGGGGUCUCAGAGAUAAAAUCCAAGAUAACAGGGAGCCAGGAGACAGAGGUAGGGAGGUCAGGUGUCCCAGGGACAGAGACUGAGGUAGCAGAAGCUGAGAUACUGGAGAUCCAGGGGAUUGAAGCUGGGGGUUCAGGGCCCCCAGAGAUGGAGACUGAGACCCUGAGGACCUGGGAGACAGAGGUGGGGGGCUCAGGGGCCCCAGAGAUGGACACUGAGACCCUGAGGACCCAGGAGACAGAGGUAGGAGGCUCAGGGCCCCCAGAGAUGGAGACUGAGACCCUGAGGACCCGGGAGACAGAGGUGGGGGGCUCAGGGGCCCCAGAGAUGGACACUGAGACCCUGAGGACCCGGGAGACAGAGGUGGGGGGCUCAGGGGCCCCAGAGAUGGACACUGAGACCCUGAGGACCCGGGAGACAGAGGUGGGGGGCUCAGGGGCCCCAGAGAUGGACACUGAGACCCUGAGGACCCGGGAGACAGAGGUGGGGGGCUCAGGGGCCCCAGAGAUGGACACUGAGACCCUGAGGACCCGGGAGACAGAGGUGGGGGGCUCAGGGGCCCCAGAGAUGGACACUGAGACCCUGAGGACCCGGGAGACAGAGGUGGGGGGCUCAGGGCCCCCAGAGAUGGACACUGAGACCCUGAGGACCCAGGAGACAGAGGUGGGGGGCUCAGGAGCCCCAGAGAUGGACACUGAGACCCUGAGGACCCAGGAGACAGAGGUGAGGAGCUCAGGGUUCUCAGGGUCAGAGGCUGGAAUGGCAGAGGGUGAGGAACUAGGGAAUCAACAGACAGAAACUACAGUUUUAGAGGCGGAGAAGGGAAAGGCUCGGACUUCCGGGGUCCAGGAGGCAGAGACUGGACUUGGGGAGACCCUCAAAUAUGAGGCUUUAGGGGUCCCAGUCGUAAAGCAUGAAGUUUCAGAAUCCCAAGGAACAGAGGCAGAAACUACAGUUUCAAGGGGCCAGGAGGCGGAGACUGGGAUUUGGGGGGUUUCAGAGGCCAAGUCUGGGGUUUGGGGGGCCAAGGAAGCAGAGGUGGAAGUUUCAGGGGCUUCAGAAAACCCAUCUGGUAUUUUUGAGGCCCAGGAAGCAGAGGCUGGGGUCUCAGGAGCCGAGAAGGGAAAAGAAGCUGAGGGAAACCUCCCAGAGGCCAGCCUGAUGGAGGUGCAGGUGGCCAGUGGGGCAGGGGCUGAGAUGUCCAGGCCCUCCGGGGCCUCUUCCCCAGAGGAGCCUGAAGAGGACAGGAGGCUGCCGGGCAGCCAGGCACCACCUGCCCAGGUCAGCUUCAGCCAGUCCCUGCUGGAGUGGUGCCAGGAAGUCACUGCCGGCUACCGCGGUGUGCGCAUCACCAACUUCACCACGUCCUGGCGCAACGGUUUGGCCUUCUGUGCCAUCCUGCACCGAUUCUACCCAGACAAGAUAGACUUUGCCUCCCUUGACCCCCUGAACAUCAAACAGAACAACAAGCAGGCCUUCGAUGGCUUCGCGGCCCUGGGCGUGUCGCGGCUGCUGGAGCCGGCGGACAUGGUGCUGCUGUCGGUGCCCGACAAGCUGAUCGUCAUGACCUACCUGUGCCAGAUCCGCGCCUUCUGCACGGGGCAGGAGCUGCAGCUGGUGCAGCUGGAGGGCGGUGGCGGCGCGGGCACGUACCGCUUGGCCAGCGCCCAGCCGAGCCCGCCCGACGACCUGGACACCGGGGGCCUGGCGCAGCGGCUGCGUGAGCACCGGGCCGAGGCGCCCCAGCAGCCCCAGGAGGCCGCGACCCGCGUGGACGCGGCGGCCCCCGAGGCGGCCUCCAAGGACCGCGGGGCCGUAGCCGCCCAGGAGGCGCGCUCCGCCGAGGCCCCGGCCGACGGCCCCGGAGCCCGGGCGUCCGUGCCCCCAGCAGAGGGGCUGGUGAACGGCGUGGGGGCGCCGGGCGCCGCGGGCGGCGUGAGGCUGCGGCGGCCGUCGGUUAACGCGGAGGCCGGGCCGGUGCCCCCGCCCCGCGCGCACGGCUCCUUCUCGCACGUGCGCGACGCAGACCUGCUGAAGAAGAGGCGCUCGCGGCUCCGGAACAGCAGCUCCUUCUCCGGGGACGAGCCCGACUCCGGAGCGGCGGGAGCGGCGGCGGAAGGCACGAGCCCUGACCCCAGCCCUGCCCCUGGCCUUCCCGCAGCCUCAGCCCCACAGCAGCCCGCUGGUGGGACUCCUCCGGUGGAAGAACCGCCCCCAAGCCCAGGGGAGGAUGCUGGGCUGCAACGGUUCCAGGACACAAGUCAGUACGUGUGCGCGGAGCUUCAGGCCUUGGAACAGGAACAGAGGCAGAUAGAUGGGCGGGCAGCCGAGGUGGAGAAGCAGCUAAGGAGCCUCAUGGAGUCAGGUACCGACAGGCUGCAGGAGGAGGUACUGAUCCAGGAGUGGUUCACUCUGGUCAACAAGAAGAACGCUCUCAUCCGGAGGCAGGACCAGCUGCAGCUGCUCAUCGAAGAGCAGGACUUGGAGCGGAGAUUUGAGCUGCUGAGCCGGGAGCUACGGGCGAUGCUGGCCAUUGAAGACUGGCUGAAAACGGCUGCGCAGCAGCACCGAGAGCAACUCCUGCUGGAGGAGCUGGUGUCGCUGGUGAACCAGAGAGACGAGCUGGUCCGGAAUCUGGACCAGAAGGAGCGAACCGCCUUGGAGGAGGAUGAGCGCCUGGAGCGCGGCCUGGAGCAGCGGCGCCGCAAGCUGAGCCGGCAGCUGAGCCGGCGCGAACGCUGCGUGCUGAGCUGAGGCCGCGCGGGCCCAGAAGCCUUCGCCCCUCCCGGUCCGCAGUCUUUCUCGCCGCCGCGCCGGAUCGCCGCUUUGGCCCUGAGCUCGGGAGGACCGGACCCUCCCUGGUGCCGCGCGCAACCAGUAGGGGCCGCCGUGACCCUUUACCGGGAAAGGAAGCGCAGCCUUUCGGGCCCCGACGGACGAGGGCGGCUGGCUGGGCGGCCGCGCCGUCCGGGCCGUAUUUAUUAGUCCGUGUGAGUGAGUGUGCGUGUGUGUUCGUGGUGGACUGAGGGUCCCAACCGUGCCCACCCAGAGCCCGUACCCGAUGGCCGGACCCCGCUGGCGAGCUCCAGGGGUGGGAGGGACGGCUGGUGAACUGCCGCGCUCAACACCCCGCCCCCCUUCCUGUUCCUAGCGAGCAAUAAAGUUGGAAAAGGCCACGCCAA
This is a messenger RNA of Capra hircus (goat), 5638 nucleotides long. RefSeq names its product EH domain binding protein 1 like 1 (gene EHBP1L1). The transcript is spliced from 20 exons. Gene Ontology annotation, molecular function: protein binding. The coding region runs from base 285 to 5210 and encodes 1641 amino acids. Lineage: Eukaryota; Metazoa; Chordata; Mammalia; Artiodactyla; Bovidae. The record is from RefSeq and is a predicted model, not a curated record.